CAGUGGCUUUCCCAAGACAAAUUCUUGAGAUCCAGUUUGGUUUUCGGACGCUCUACGUAACGCAACAGGCUGCACGUACACAAAAUGACAACGUGUGCAGUUUCCUUCUGUCGUUAACAUUGUCACGACAUAAAAACUGACUCUUUGUGUAGCUAGAACUUUGCAAGUUUAUCAAAAACACAACCAGUUCACAACUUUUUUUUGUAGACUGUUUACGAUUUUGCGAAUCAUGAUCAUGGACAUCUUCCAAAGUUUUUUUCCCAUCGUUUGGAUGAUGACGAUUGCUAGGGCCGAAAUAUUUACAUCUGUUGCCCAUCUAGAAAAUGCAUUGUAUGCUGAAAGAGACAUUGCCCGGACACUGAAGAAUUAUAUUCAGAGAGAAGAGGAGAAACUGGAAAAACUAAAAAGCAUUGCAGAUGACAUGGAAACUCAUAGUGCCAAUGCUUUAAAGGACCCUGUUCGCUACCUGGCCAACCCGAUUGGUGCGUUUUUGUUCAUUAAACGUUUCACUCUCGACUGGGAUCGUGAUGUCGCCACGAUACUCAAAGAUGAUAAGAUGCAUCAAGUUCUUCUGAGUGAAGUAGAAAACUCCCGUCAGAGUCUUCCUAAUUAUGAAGAUUUAGCGGGCGUGGCUGCAGCAUUCAUGCGACUUCAGGACACGUACCAGCUAGACACGACACGUCUGGCGGAGGGAGACAUCCACGGGCGACAGAUAUCGGCACUAACAGCGGAGUCGUGUUUCGAGCUCGCCCGACUGUCGUAUGUUGACGGCGACUACCGACACACUAUCAUGUGGAUGGAACGGACCCUCGACAGACUAGACCGCAACCAGUCGGACUAUAAGGCGAAAAAACUUGAAAUUCUCGAUUAUAUGGCCUUCUCUAUGUUUAAGCAAGGGAAUCUCAGACAUGCUUUGUCAAUGACAAAUGAACUGUUAAUAAUUGACCCAAGUCACGAACGAGCACAGAACAACAAGCGCUAUUACGAACAAAUGAUUGUUGAAGAGGAGAAAAAGUUUGGUAACCGAGGUGAUAUUGGUGAGACGCCCAUUAAGAACGAGCCCGAUGUAGAUGAGUACAGACAGUCUGCAGAGUUCCGACAUUAUGAGGCGCUGUGUCGUGGUGAAGAAGUACUGGAGGUGCAGGAUCAGCAUCGAUUAAGAUGUCGUUACUAUAACAACAACAAACACCCAAUGCUGCUGAUUGGUCCCGUGAAAGAGGAGGACGUGCACAUUUCUCCGAAGAUUGUCAUGUAUUAUGACGUCCUUAGUGACAGUGAGAUUGAAGUCAUCAAAUCACUGGCCAUGCCUAAGUUAAUGAGAGCAACUAUUCAGAACUCCAAGACAGGAGAGUUGGAAACAGCAUCUUAUAGAGUUAGCAAAAGUGCCUGGCUAAUGACGUCAGAUCACCCCAUGAUUGACAAAAUCUGCAAGCGGAUUGAAGCCAUUUCAGGCCUGACAUUAGACACAGCAGAAUAUUUACAGGUGGCAAACUAUGGAAUUGGUGGACACUAUGAGCCUCACUAUGACUUUGCCAGGAAAGAAGAAAAAGAUGCAUUCAAGUCUUUAGGAACAGGGAACAGAAUCGCCACUUGGUUAAACUAUAUGACUGACGUAGAAUUAGGGGGUGCCACUGUUUUCCCAUACAUUGGCGUGAAAGUGUUUCCUAAAAAGGGUGCUGCAGCGUUCUGGCAUAACUUGUACCGGAACGGUGAAGGAAUAUAUGACACACGCCAUGCAGCUUGUCCCGUUCUCAUCGGCACCAAGUGGGUAUCGAACAAGUGGAUUCACGAGAGAGGGCAGGAGUUCAGGAGGCCGUGUUCAACAAAUCCAGAAGAAUAAUGUUUCAGUUAUAAUGUUUCAGAUGUCCUUGUUUGUGAUACGUUACUAAUGGAAGUGUGUGUGUGUGUGUGGUUUUAUGUAGGGUUUAAGCUGUCAUUUGCCAAAUUGACAAAUGUGAUUUAAAGUUGAAUUUGAUGAAUAUAUGUCAUUACCAAUUCACCAAAAAGCUAAUUAAAAACUCUUGUCGUUUUUAUGAGUAUUAUAGCUAUAAAAAAAAUAACUAUUUAGCUAAAUGUUAAAUGAAUUUGCCUACAGAUUUUCCGAUCAAAUUUGCCAUUCCUAUUCAUUUUUGGCAUCCAGCUUAAACCCUAUUAUGUUAUAUAACUGGUCUAACCUGUUUCAGUGAAAUUACAUUUUUAACAAGUGACAGAUGCAUUAUUGGGGAAAAUGUGUGUAUGUGAAAUGAAGAACCCGUAAAUAGCUUGAACAAAAUGAAGUUUAACACGCGAGGUAAAGUGAAUCAAAUGAUCUGUUUGUUUUCUUGGCAUUCAUGUUGAACUUUCUAUUUUUGUUGUUGUACUACUUUCAUGCUCUUAAAAAUAUUUUUUUGUAGCAUGUCUUUCCUAGUUGUUAUCAUUAUCAUAAACAAGUAAUGCUAAAACUACACUGUUCAAAAUAAGUUCAGGAUGUUGAAUUGAAAUGUGACUAAGCAGUGUUUUUGCCAGAAAGAAAUUUUUGGGUAUGGUGCUAUGAAAUUGAAUAUUUACAAUGUGUGUGCUGAAUGCAACUGCAGUCAAUAGGGGGGUAUCAAAGGCAUCCCCCCAAAAGAAAAUGGGUUAGGUUUAGGGUUUGGAUUAAAACAAUCAUACAGUAAUGAUAAAGAGUAAUUUUACCCUCUGGCAGAAACCCUGUUACGUAUGGAAUGAAAGGUACCGGCAGCAGCAAAAACCACAGCACAUUAAUCUUAGUAUCAUAGCCAGCCUUGAUCCCAGACCUAUACCCCAUCGAACACAUGUGGGGCAUCAUCAGAAGAUAUCUCCCUUAAUGGCAUCCCAGAAAACUGACAGAGCUGAGGGCUGCCCCACAAAAGGUAUUGGAUGGCAGGACUCACUCUGUCCAUUCCCAUAUUAGGCAAUUGUUAAUUUGUAUACAAAGUGACUACAACAUUUGGUAUUUAGGUGAUAAAAAUGUCUUUAAAUUGGCCACUUUUGAACAAUUGUUUUAGAAAAUACUCUACAUAUGUGAAAAUUGACUAAAACAAAAUUUGUUUCAGUGUGGGCCCUGGAAUAAGAUCCCUAAAUUGGCACUGGAUGUUUAAUCCAGAGAAUACCACAAGGGAUUCACGCAUGUUCAAUUCUGGUAGUUACCUCUUUUAUAAAUUAAUUGUGUAGAAUUUCACAACAUCUCCCCUCUAUAUCCUGACAUAAACAUUUACCGGUAAUGUGACUAUUUCUGUUUUGACACUGCUACAAUCAAUUUAAAUACUACACUGUUCUUGGUGUCUUGUUGUGGUUGAAUAUCCGUUCUUAUUUUUAACAGUAUAUUUUCUGUAGUAUAUUCAUUCUCUGAAACUGUUUCAGCACAAAUAUAACAAAUAUAAACAUAACGUUUUUGAAGCCUCAUUUGAAUUAAUUGUAAAACCAUAAAACACCACGUUUUAUAUAUUAACUUUUUUCCAUCUUUUUUUUUUUCAUUAUGCAUUAACAUCUAACUACAUUCGUUUAGAUUUCUUGUUGAAAUGGUCAAUGAUUGUUUUUUUUGUUUUUUUAAGCAUAAUAUUUUGCAAUAAACGUUAAAUAAAGGAGCAUUACUGGGUAUUAAAAUUGCACUACGCACAUUUAUUUACUUCUUUGUUUUUGUUGACUACUGUAUAUUAUUCUGUUAACAAAUCUUAAUAAUGUGAUUUAUUAUAAUAUUCAUAGAUCUCAUUGCUUAUGAAGCAAUUGACUGGUCAGUUACCUUCAUUGGUCUCACAUAUCCUCUCCUCUGAGUUAUCUCCCCUUUGUUUUGACUUAGUUUCUUCAGACAUGUUCUGUGUUGUGACCAUCAUCUGUACUUCAUGCACCUCAGAACUUCAUUUUGGUUGGUUUUCUUGUUUCAUUUAUUGUAUACAAACCUAAGUCUGAAACAUCAACUUGAUAAUCAUUUAGCAUCUUGAGCCAAGUUUGUGUAAGGUGACAGACAUGUAUUUUUUUUAAUGCAUUUAAGUCUUGAUAAUUAAAUUUCUGUAACAUUCAUUAAGCCUACAAUUUAAACCCAUCCCGUUGGUCUAGCGAUAACAACACCAGUUUGUUAAUUUUUCAAUGAACAUAAAAAUAAUGUCAUAUCUGAUGAUGUCAGUAUAUAUUGGUACUUUAUCAUAUUAAGCGUUAUUGGUUAGAACUCCCCGAAAUAAAUCAAAAUUAACAUGCACUUUUAGUGUUAAUAUUAAUCUUCAAAUUUAAUUUUAGGAAUUGUUUGUUAUUUCUUGUUCAUUCAUCAGGGUAUGAACAAAAAGGUUAUGGGCAAACUUGUGUGUGAACAAAGUCAUCGCCAUUUCACACAGUUGCAGACAACAUUUAUGUGGACAUGGGUUACACAAAGAGAAAACUGGUUACCUGAAUUUAUUUUUCUAUAAUCCAUAAAUGUAUUAUGCAUAUUUUCAAUUCUCGUGGGUCUGAUAAAUACCUUUAAUAAAUUUGGCUCUCUGUGUCCAUUUUGUUCCUGUUGUUUUCUCAUAGUUUGUGUGAAUGAGAUAAUGUGGGGUGAACAAUGAUCUGAAUGUAAUGUAGAGGUAUGCGGUUACGGAAACUGAUGAGAUUUGUUGGAUAUAUUCUCAUUUUUAAUGCUAUACAGGGCUAGCUCUGGAACUCGCCAAAUUCGCCCAUUGCAAAUUUUAAAAACAAUUGGCAAAUUUUAUUUUAAUUUGGUGAAAUAAUUUCAAGUAUUAAUUGAUAUUUUGUUAUAAAAUAACUGGGUUUCUGUAAGUUUAGUAGAUAAUUUGGUGAAACAAUUUCAAGUAUUAACUGAUAUUUUGUUAUAAAAUAACUGGGUUUCUGUAAAUUUAAUAGAUAAUUGGGCGAAAUUUUCUGUUGAUCCAGAGCUAUCCCUGCUAUACAUGUACAUGCAAUAUUGUUCUUUCAUUUAUACCACUAUACAUGUUCCUGCAAUAUUUUAAAUGGUUUAAUGCUUCCAUGGCAAAGCAAUAUUAUUGUAUAGUUAAAUAAUCCAUGUUUCAAUUAAAAUUACUAGUAGUCCCAGCUUAAAUUGUUUUAUCCACAUGUGUCAAACUUUUUAUAUUAUUGGUUUCAAUAGUUAUAAAAUUACACUACAUUUUGCAUAGUAUUAUACAUGUAUGCAAGGGUGUGAUUUUUUAGCUAUGGCAUGAUUUUAAGCUUGUGUUUGCAUCAAAUAAUUUAAACAAAGUCCAUUGCUUGUGAUCUGAAAUACAGCAAAAUUACUUCGGAGUUUGGUAUAAAGUUUAUAGAUUUUAAAAGAUAUUUCAGCUUUUUAUUUUUCAAAUGGCUCUCUCAUUCUUGCAUGAGCAUUUGUUGUGUCAAUUGUUAUGUUAGUUUACAAAAUGUUUUUUUAAUUUUCCAGUUUCAUCUUCAUUGUGCUUUUAUUCAAGCUGAAAAAAAUCAACAUCUGACAUAAAAAAGUUGUCUUUUGAUUUGCAAUCAAGUAUCCAUAACAAAACAUUACUUUGGAGGUUUGUUAACAAAAGUGGAUGGUAUAACCAUUUUUCAUUGCUGCUUUGUGAAUGAUGGGAAUUCAAGUAAUGUUGUUGUUGUUGGGGGGUUUUGAAGUCUGAUUUAUUAAAGAGUUUGCUUUUCAAUAAUCAAGUUUUUGGAUUUUUUAAAAAUUAUAUUUAGGACUGGCUAUAUAUUUUUAUGAAAAUACCUAUAUUGAUAAUGUAUGUUGGGGAGCAUGCAGCCUUUACAGAAUGUACAAUGUUUGUCGUUUAUAUUUAAAACUAAAUCUGUUGAUCAGUAUAUUGACUUUUCGUACACAAUAAUGUAUAUAUCAAUAUAUUCCAUACUAAACAGUUAUUUUUAAAAUAGAUAUUAUAUUUAAUUAAUAUUCAUAAUAUUUUGAGUGUUAACUUUUUAUGUUUAACCACCAUUAAAAUGAUAUUCUUUAAAACAAUUCCAAAAUCAGCUAAUUUUUCAGCUGUAUGAUGAAUUUUCAUGUAUGUUUCGUUUUUGGUGCAUCAAAUUUUAAUAAAUACCACAAGAUUUAUUCAACUUCAAAAUGGCAACAUUCAUUUAAAAAAAAAAUGUUUUAAACCUAUUGAUGAUACAAAACAAUUCCAAAAUCAGCUAAUUUUUCAGCUGUAUGAUGAAUUUUCAUGUAUGUUUCGUUUUUGGUGCAUCAAAUUUUAAUAAAUACCACAAGAUUUAUUCAACUUCAAAAUGGCAACAUUCAUUUAAAAAAAAAAUGUUUUAAACCUAUUGAUGAUACUUUCAAUACUCAAUUUUGUUUAUUUUAUGGGGGAUGGGGUGGGGGGAAAGGUCUUUUGGAUGAUACCAAGUAUAUGGUAAUUAUAUAUAUAUAUACAGUGAAACCUCUCAAAACCAGACCCUCCUGGUAAAUUGGAAUUCCCUCAAAACCGGACGUUUUUCGUGGUACCUUUUUAAAUAGGGGCAGAAGAGAACCUCUCUAAACUGGAUUCCUCUUAAAACUGGACUUUUUACUUGGUCCCGAGGGUGUCCAGUUAGAGGAGUUUCACUGUAUUACCUUCACUGUUGAUGUAUCAUGUAUGUUAUUUUGUAUUUGUAUUUCGUAAGGUGCUAAAGUGAAUUUUUAUACACCUGUAUAUUGUUCUCGACAUUUUGUGGAGAUAAAUAUUUUGAUUAUCCUUGAGUUUCAGCUUUAAUAUCUGGACACAACUGCAUAAUCAAAUUAAACUUUUAGUUGUAAA
Molecule: messenger RNA, 6680 nt
Organism: Gigantopelta aegis
Lineage: Eukaryota; Metazoa; Mollusca; Gastropoda; Neomphalida; Peltospiridae
Product: prolyl 4-hydroxylase subunit alpha-1-like
Exons: 13
Coding region: 230-1840 (536 amino acids)
Biological process (GO): peptidyl-proline hydroxylation to 4-hydroxy-L-proline
Cellular component (GO): endoplasmic reticulum
Molecular function (GO): L-ascorbic acid binding; protein binding; procollagen-proline 4-dioxygenase activity
Source: RefSeq, a predicted model, not a curated record